This is a messenger RNA of Symbiodinium sp. CCMP2592, 807 nucleotides long. The record is from the annotation of a GenBank genome assembly. NCBI's taxonomy places the organism in Eukaryota, Dinophyceae, Suessiales, Symbiodiniaceae.
AUGGCCGAAGCAGCAAAGGUGGCAGCCCGUCCGCUGCAGAGAGCGCUGGAGCGGCUCAGCCCAAGGAACGGCUCCGCACCCGGUCGCAGACCGACCAAAGGGCGUGCCGAUGACGCGGCAACGGCAGAGACGCGGCGCACCCCGUCCGUGGCCGUGAUCAGCACCGCUUUGCGGGUCUUGGUGGGCGCCACGGAGGGAGCAUCUGCGCCAGAAGGCGAGAGCAAGGCUGGCGUCCCUGUUCGCCCAGUCCGCGCUGAUGCCUGGUACAACAGCAAGGCUUUGGUUUCGGCCCUGUUCGACGAGCAAGCUGUUGCCUUGCCGAGAGCACCCGGGGCUACUGACGUUCGGGGCCGUGUGACCGCAGUUGGCUCGGACAUUCCGACGGCGGUGGGAGAGCGAGCGAAGGUUGUCCAGUCCGGCAAGGUGCGGCGCGCCGACGACUGGACGAGGAGCCAGCGCAAUAGCGCAGUGUCGGUGUGUGACACCCCAGCCUACGUUGCGUACGCUUCGGCCUCAGUGCAGAAGCGAAUCGGACGCAUCUAUACCGAUGCCUUCCUCACUGUGCAUGGAGGAAGGAAGUGCGCCAACCGUUGGCUGGACACCAGUUCGGCGUUGCAGCAGCUCAAGCAGGUGGUGGCUCGGGACCAGUUCGAUUGUUUGAUCUGCUUCGUGGACAAUACAGCCACGAAAGGGAACAUCGCUCAAAGGACGCGAAUUGCCAACUUGUCCGACAAGGUGUCUCGAGGAGACUAUUCGGAGGCCGACCAGCUCCAGUGUCAGCGGCUGGAGCCCUCGUUCGACAGCGUG